AUGAUUCUGUCAUCGAAACAAUUCCUCUGGUUUCUGUGUCCAGCUCUGGCCCAUACUGCGACUAUCUCCUAUACAGUUCCGGCCUCGGCUCCAAAUGGGGCAGCAGAGCUUGAUCCAGCCCCCGUGGGUGUAUCAUUUGAAUUCUUUGCAUUUCCAUCGUACUUCACCAAUGUCACGGCUACGAACCAGUGCUUAAAGAACUUUCAAACUCUUACGGGAAAGUGGCCCCCAAUUCGAAUUGGGGGGACGACUCAAGACCGCGCUACAUACGAUGCCUCUACGUCGGCAUACGUUGUAUAUAACGUCGCAAAUCCAACUGAUGCCCCAGCAUCGUUGACAUUCGGCUCAUCGUUCAUGAAACUUGCGGCGACUUAUUCAGGAUCUGUUGUGGUCGGACUCAACCGAGCCCUUGACAAUCUCCAGAAUACCAUAGCCGCUGCGAAAGUGGCAAAGAGCAACAUGAACAAUCUCAUCGCGAUUGAAUUGGGAAACGAGCCCGAAUACUAUUCUCGCACAAAUCUACCUGUCGCCGCACAUGCCGGGUCGUGGACACCAGCAGAUGAUGCAAAAUCGCAAAACAAUUGGGCCAUACAAGUUGGACAAGCACUAGAUACAAAACUUAUAAUCCAGGCCGGCAACUCUAAUGAUUCUCCGCCAAAAUGGGGUGCCGAAGAACUGAUUGCAACGCAGAACGCAACGGUGAAAUCUUAUAUCCAUAAUUACGCGCACCAUAAUUAUCCCGGAGGAACUGUGGCAUCGUUAAUGAGCCAUAGUGGUAUUUCUAAUAAUCUUAAGAUGUUCAACGCAGAGGUCGCCGCGACAACAAAAAAGGGGAAAGAGUAUGUCCUUGGGGAGACAAAUUCGGUCUCUGGUGGAGGUGCAGCGAAUGUGAGCCCCACAUACGGCGCAGCGCUCUGGACUAUGGAUUAUGUUCUCCGCGCUUCUCUUACAAACAUCAAACGCACCUACUUCCACCAUGGCACCGUAGGCCUAUGCUACUACUGCUGGUGGGGGCGGUACAGCAUGGGCGCUCCAUACUUCGGCGCCUAUACUGCAACAGCUGCAAUGGCAGGCGGCUCGUACAUGUCAGCCCUAGAUACAGGGUCAACAGCCUACGCCGUGUAUAUUAUAUACGACUCAGCUCGCAAACCGCUCCGUGCCCUACUGUACAAUUCAGACUACUACAGUGGCAGCGGGAGUCGAAGUAGCCAGAACUUUGUCCUAGGUGGAUUGAGCGGCGCGACGGUGAAAGCGAAGAGACUGACCGCGGCAAGUGCAACAUCGAGGGUCGAUCAGGGAUCAAGUCCAACGUUUGGUGGUCAAACUUUUGCAGACGCGUCGUGCAAUAUUGGAGGGAAGGAGACUUUUGAGGACAAGAGCGUGGCUAGUGGUUCUGCUACGUUUACAGUUGCCGCUUCAGAGGCUUUACUGGUGUACUUCUAA
Venustampulla echinocandica is the source of this 1443-nucleotide messenger RNA. Its product is annotated as Glycoside hydrolase family 79 protein. Bases 1 to 1443 code for a protein of 480 amino acids. The record is from RefSeq and is a predicted model, not a curated record. Lineage: Eukaryota; Fungi; Ascomycota; Leotiomycetes; Helotiales; Pleuroascaceae. The transcript has 6 exons.